This is a messenger RNA of Lagopus leucura (white-tailed ptarmigan), 2633 nucleotides long. RefSeq names its product glycogenin 2 (gene GYG2). NCBI's taxonomy places the organism in Eukaryota, Metazoa, Chordata, Aves, Galliformes, Phasianidae. The record is from RefSeq and is a predicted model, not a curated record. Gene Ontology annotation, molecular function: glycosyltransferase activity. The transcript is spliced from 9 exons. Bases 23 to 1273 code for a protein of 416 amino acids. Gene Ontology annotation, cellular component: cytoplasm.
GCAGUGGCUCCGCGGCCGCACGAUGUCCGUAACGGAUCAGGCCUUUGUGACUCUUGCUACUGAUGAUGUGUAUUGCCAAGGAGCUCUGGUUCUUGGACAGUCAUUGAGGAACCAUACAACAUCUAGAAAACUAGCAGUACUGAUCACACCAGAGGUCUCCAGUGGAAUGAGGUCUGUCCUGCGCAGCGUGUUUGAUGAAGUCACUGAGGUGGAUGCACUUGACAGUGCUGACUCGGUCCGUUUGGCUCUGUUGCAGAGGCCAGAACUGGGUGUAACCUUCACUAAACUUCACUGCUGGACUCUUACUCAUUAUAGCAAAUGUGUCUUCAUGGAUGCAGAUACCUUGGUGCUUUGCAAUGUUGAUGAAUUGUUUGAUCGAGAAGAAUUUUCAGCAGCUCCUGAUUCUGGCUGGCCUGACUGCUUUAAUAGUGGUGUAUUUGUCUUCCGACCUUCUUUAAAAACUUACAACUUGCUGCUCCAGUUUGCUGCUGAACAUGGCAGCUUUGAUGGGGGUGAUCAAGGCUUGUUGAAUAGCUUCUUCAGCAACUGGGCAACAGCAGAUAUUGGCAAACACUUACCAUUCAUCUACAACUUAAGCAGUAGUGCAGUAUACACCUACGUUCCUGCUUUCCAUCAUUUUGGUAGAGAUACCAAAGUUGUUCACUUCUUGGGAGCAACAAAGCCCUGGAACUACAAAUACAACCUUCAAACAAAGAGAGUUAUGCAAGAUGGCACCACCUCUGGAUCUUUCCAUCAGCUGUCAUUUCUUGCCCUCUGGUGGAACAUAUACAGUGCCAGUAUAUUGCCGUUGUUAGAAAAGUUUCAGAAGAUGGAAGAAUCAGAAUCUGAGGAAUGGAAGCAUACUUUCAGUGGAGUUGAAAUCACACUGAAAAAAGUUGAUCCUUCUGUGGCCAAUUCUCUGCAAAUGCCUGUAUUUCCAGAGCAGGCAUAUGAAGCAGAUCCUACACCAUGUUCCUCUGAGGAACUCGGUUUCAACGCUCAACCUGUAUAUGAAACUCAACAGCAUGGUUCCAGCAUUCAUCUCUCUGAACCUGACAGACCUUCCAAGCAACUUGCUUCUCAUCCUACAUUUCAGGAAACCUCCGAGCUGAAUGAGAUUGCAUCUUCUGUUUCAGAGCUCUCUAUUCACCUCAAACGUGAAGAACCAAAUCCAGAAGAUGAACGGAGAAAAUGGGAAGAAGGGCGUAUGGACUAUAUGGGAAAAGAUGCUUUUGAACAUAUCAAAAAGAAGUUGGACACAUUUUUACUCUAAGAUGAAGUGAACUGUAAUGACUAUCAUGUUUCUUCUGUAAAUAGAACCUUGAAUAUUUGGAUAUCUUCAUAGUUCAUUUGACACCAAAGCUGAUGGAAGACUAACAGAGAUAGACUCUUGUUUUGUUGUUUCUUUUUUUUUUUUUUAAUGGUUACGUGUGCCUCAACUUUAUUGUUCUCUCAUAGUGCCUUCUGAGAUAUAAUGAAUGAUAUUUUCUGAGUAUGAAACUCUCAUAUUUAUCACUUCUCCCCACUGUUCUGCAUAAGUACUGCACAGGAACAGUUGUAAGUGAAGUGUAUUGAAAGUUGAGUUUAUUUUACAUACUCUUACCUCUUAACGAGAGACUGCAAAAACUUCUUAAAUUAAAACUUUCUUCUUGAAACCAAGUUAAUGAUUCCAAGGGCAACCAUGGUGUAGACUUCAAUGUGAGAGAAAAGUAAGAAGAUGAAAUUCUGGCCUCAUAUAAGUCUGUGACAAAACCUUUUCAUUUAAGUAUAAUUAGGUAAAGAGUAAAUCAGGACUUCGAGGUCGCUACUGGAUACUCUUACUGUUUUAUAUGGAAACUGCUCAAGUAGCAGUGUGAUGAAAAGAUGUCUUAAGGUAGUCUUAAGACAGACUGAAAAUGCGUACUAACCUUUUAUAUUGUUGCUAUAGGAUGCCGUUCGUGCGUGUUUGUUUUUUUUUUUAAAUAUAUGUUAGUUUUUACUUCCGUAUUCAGCGUUGCAUAGUUAGAGAAAGAAAUGCUGACUGACACUAUGGUGUAAACUUUUCUGGUGCUUUAUACUGUUUACAGUACUCUGACUGCAGUUGACAAAGGCAUUCUUCUCAUUUAAUAUGGUUGCUCCAGUUUGAGUGCAACUGACAUAGUUAGUCCUUGUUUUAGUAAACAGGCUCUUUGAAGAUCUUUUAAACAAUAGCUGUGUGUGGGAACUAAAAAAUCAGAGUGUAGUUUCAGAUAAAUCUAUUGAUGAGACUCCCUUUUAUUAAGUGUACUUAGAAGGAUUGCUUUAUGAAUUUUGAGUCUUCAAAUAUGAGUGGUCUUGGCAGGUUUUUUUUGACAAACAAGAAAGAAACACUUUGAAAGAAAGAAGCUUGAUAGACAUGCUAAUGUGGUAACAGAUUUGAUACAGUUAUGCAUAAUGCUGCUAAGUCUUCAAAUGAGAAUUCUGCAGUGCUGAUCUAGGAUCUGAAGUGUAUUCCGGCCUUGAUUUGUCACCAAUUUUGGUACAGAUAAUCAAAUGAAAUAACUUGGGAAUUCUGUUCAACAGCCAGUCGUGUAAUGUUAAGCAUCACAGAAUCACAGAAUGGCCUGGGUUGAAAAGGACUGCAAUGAUCACCCAGUUUCAGCCCCCCUGCUAUG